Messenger RNA from Microthlaspi erraticum, 1425 nucleotides. Lineage: Eukaryota; Viridiplantae; Streptophyta; Magnoliopsida; Brassicales; Brassicaceae. The record is from the annotation of a GenBank genome assembly.
AUGAGUGAGCCGAAUCCAAAUCGGGUACCCGUAUCCGUGACCCGACCCGUUGGAGGCACCGAGUACAGUUGGUGCAGAGCUAUCACCGGCGGCACUGGAAUCGCCGUCAUAGCUCUCUUACUCACCCGAGUCCCUAAACUCGAGAAUCUCCAAAACACCCUCAACAAACUCCAGAUUUACCAUCCAACACUCCGCUCAAACGUCCGUUUCGACGCAUCCGCCAAUUCCUUCUCCUUCGUAACGCCCGCCGAUUCCCGCGUCGAAAUCAAGCCGUUCGAUUCCGCAUCCACGGCUCAGAUCAUCCGAGACAGCGACGAUCCUUCCGCCGAACCGCACAGGAUCAUCUUAGAGCACGAGAUGAACAAGAACACGUGGAUCGAUCCGCACCGUUGGCCUAACGGCGAGGUCGGAGUGUUUUUCGUCAGCCUUUACGAUCUGAGAGACGACGGCGAGGAAAGGAUACUGACGUUUCGGCUCAACACUGGUGCGUGCGAUCGGACUUCGGCGGUUACGCUUCUGAGAGAGUUUAUGAAGGAUACGACGGCGGCGGAUGGACGCGGCAACGGUUCCGUGACGGUUGCGGAGACGGCGGAGUUAGGUAAGGCGAUAGAGGAUCUGGUUCCGAGUGGGAAAGGGGAUAAACCGUUUUGGGCGCGUGGGAUCGACGUGCUUGGUUACUCGCUGAAUGCAUUCCGGUUUUCGAAUUUGAAUUUCGUGGACGCGGAGGAUUCGAACCGGAGAACUCAAGUGGUUAGGCUGAAACUGGAAAGAGAUCAGACUCUCAAACUUGUGGCUGGAUGCAAGGGAAGAGGGCUAAAGCUAUGGGCGGCAAUAGCAAGCGCAGGGCUAAUCUCUGCAUAUUCCUCUAAGAAUCUACAGUCUGGUCAGGGAGAGAAAUACGCCGUCGUGACUCUUUCCGACUGUCGCUCUGUUCUUGAGCCUCCUCUUACUCCCAAUGACUUUGGUUUCUACCACUCAGGGAUACUUCACACGCACGACAUGAACGGAGAGGAAAAGCUGUGGGACUUGGCCAAGAGAUGCUACGAUUCAUUCACAUCCGCCAAGAACUCGAACAAGCAGUUCACGGACAUGUCAGAUCUCAAUUUCUUGAUGUGCAAGGCAAUAGAGAACCCUAACCUCACGCCUUCCUCGUCUCUAAGAACCGCUUUCAUCUCAAUAUUUGAAGAUCCCGUGACAGACGAGUAUCCGGAAACCGCAUUGGCCUCGGCCGGGGUGCAUGAUUACAUCGGAUGUGCUUCUAUCCACGGUGUUGGACCGUCAGUCGCGGUUUUCGACACGCUUAGAGACGGGAAACUGGACUGUGCGUUCGUGUAUCCUUCGCCGUUGCAUUCGAGAGAGCAAAUGGAUGGGCUGAUUCAACAUAUGAAAGCUAUUCUUUUGGAAGGAUCUUCUUCUUCCUUUUAA